AUGCUACCUCCGUUUUCAAUCCAUCUCCUCUUAUAUAAUUAUGAUUACAUUGAAUUACUCACAGGUAUACUCCAGGCUGAAUCAUCUUAGUGUCACUAUCAGUUACUGUGCCGUGUUGAAGUUGGUCACGAAAAUCAGCAAGCUGCACCAACGUCCUAUCGAUGCCUGGAUUGAUGAGGGUGCAUGUUUCAAGUUCGUGGGGGACAACGUUGCUAAAACAAAGGGCGUUAGAGACAUACGUAGUGACCAUCAUGGUGAGCUAGUGCAAAUGUACAGUUUGUUGGCAGUGAAGGGUCGUGUGAAAGGACCAUCUCCAGUCUCAACCUUUUCCCCCCCUAACCUGGGUUCCCUAAAAAUAACUCACUUCCUUCCUACAAAGACCGACAUUGAGGGCAUCCAAGAAAAUUUGGUCGUUCUAGUCGGUCGAAUACUGUGCGAGUACAUCAAGCCCCUCCAACGGUACAAACGGUGUGUUGUCAGUCACAUUAAGCACCCCCACAGCACAGAGAUGGCCAAAAAAUCUGAGGUUGUAGUCCUUGAUGUUCUACACAAGAAUGAGGCAAAGGCCGCAGACAUGAUAGACAUAAUGAUCGAGAAACAUUCAUACUUGAAAGAUUCUAUUGAACUUACUGUUAUGUCAGGUGGCGAUCAGAUGACAUGUGAAAGACAGCGAUGUAGCAAAAAACAUAUGCGAGAUGCGGACACUCGCAGUGGACGAUUGGAGCAGUUAGAGCCUUGUAUAGAGGACUGGCACUGCCUUAUGAGUAUUCUGGGGAUCAUAUGGAAGCGACUCUACACCCCAUACUCGAAGGACCCUGGCUCACUGGCACAUCUCUUCACACAGAUUGGCAGACUAUCUCAAGCCAGAAUCCCGAAGAAAGACCUUCAUGCUUGUCUCGAUGCUCUUCGCGUGGUGUUUAAGGCUCAUGUCAUCACGAUAGCACGCAAGGAACUUGGAUUGGAUGUAGAUAUGCCAACACAAGAAGAUGGCCAACGCAAGAGUAUAGAUGUGUCGGAAUUAGCAAGGAAGAUAGUGAAACAGCACACUAUAGUGUCAGAAGCAAUUCUUGGAGAGCCACUUGAGGAUAGCAAGGAUGGUGUGUACAACUACACUAGAGUUCUGUGUCACUAUGCCGCACUGGUAACAGAGUUCACAGAUGCUUGGUUUAGAAAAUACUUGUAGUA
Messenger RNA from Halichondria panicea, 1185 nucleotides. RefSeq lists its product as uncharacterized. The coding region runs from base 41 to 1183 and encodes 380 amino acids. The record is from RefSeq and is a predicted model, not a curated record. The transcript has 2 exons. NCBI's taxonomy places the organism in Eukaryota, Metazoa, Porifera, Demospongiae, Suberitida, Halichondriidae.